Molecule: messenger RNA, 1510 nt
Organism: Humulus lupulus (European hop)
Lineage: Eukaryota; Viridiplantae; Streptophyta; Magnoliopsida; Rosales; Cannabaceae
Product: cytosolic Fe-S cluster assembly factor NBP35
Exons: 5
Coding region: 257-1336 (359 amino acids)
Biological process (GO): iron-sulfur cluster assembly
Cellular component (GO): cytosol
Molecular function (GO): ATP-dependent FeS chaperone activity; 4 iron, 4 sulfur cluster binding; ATP binding
Source: RefSeq, a predicted model, not a curated record
UAAACGAUUCCACCGCCUUAUAACGCUUCUUUUCUUCUCUCCUUUUUCACAGCUCCUUCCGUUGUUUCCCAUCUUCGCCCUAGUUCAUCGUUCAUCGCUCGCUCUGGGCUCACGGUCUGUCAACUCGCUUACUUGGACCACACCACUGUCGAAGAAGGCGGGGCUUGAUUCUCAUACAACUAGCUGCAAAUUGAAGUUGUAACAUAGAGCUUUCACCGGUUGAAUAGAGGUGAUACAGGAAGAAAAUAUAGCAAUAAUGGCCGCCAUGGAGAACGGUCAAGUUCCAGAAAACGCCAAUGAACAUUGCCCAGGUACUCAGUCAGACUCUGCUGGAAAAUCUGAUGCUUGCCAAGGCUGUCCUAAUCAAGAAGUUUGCGCUACUGCUCCCAAAGGCCCUGAUCCAGACCUGGUUGGAAUUGCAGAAAGAAUGGCCACCGUAAAGCACAAAAUACUGGUUUUAUCAGGGAAGGGUGGAGUUGGCAAGAGCACAUUCUCUGCUCAACUAUCGUUUGCUCUUGCAGCUAUGGACUUCCAAGUGGGGCUUCUGGACAUUGAUAUUUGUGGUCCAAGCAUCCCAAAGAUGCUUGGCCUAGAAGGUCAAGAAAUCCACCAGAGCAACCUAGGCUGGUCUCCUGUUUAUGUCGAGUCCAAUCUUGGAGUAAUGUCAAUUGGUUUCAUGCUUCCUAAUCCUGAUGAUGCUGUUAUAUGGAGAGGCCCACGUAAAAAUUCUCUCAUCAAGCAAUUUCUGAAGGACGUUUACUGGGGCGAGCUCGAUUUUCUGGUGGUCGAUGCACCUCCUGGUACCUCAGACGAGCACAUUUCAAUCACCCAAUACCUCAACGCCACUGGAAUAGACGGUGCAAUCAUAGUCACUACUCCACAGCAAGUCUCCCUAAUAGACGUACGCAAAGAAGUCAGCUUUUGCAAGAAAGUUGGGAUUGAAGUUCUUGGGGUUGUCGAGAACAUGAGCGGUUUGUCCCAACCACUAAUGGAUUUCAAGUUUCUGAGGGUAACACCGACGGGCGAGGAAAGAGAUGUCACAGAGUGGGCUAGAGAGUAUGUGAAAGAGAAAGCUCCCGAAUUGUUAGAUGUGAUAGCUUUGAGUGAAGUUUUUGAUAGCAGCAGUGGUGGUGCCUUGAGAAUGUGUACGGAAAUGGGAGUUCCAUUUUUGGGGAAAGUACCAUUAGACCCCCAGCUAUGCAAAGCAGCCGAAGAAGGUAGAUCAUGCUUCAUUGGGGAGAAGCUUGGUAUGGGUGCUCCAGCAUUGAAGAAGAUUAUAGAUAAAAUAAUGGAGAAUAAAGGGUUAUCUAACAUGGUAAUUGAUAGUGUUGAAUAAAAGCUUCACCAAAAAGGGAUCAAAUUUUGUGCUUUGGCAUUUUGUAUUUUCCCUUUUCUCUAUAUAUGAAUUAGUAAACACUGAUGUUUAAACAGCUUAUUAUACUUUAUUAGUUACUGUCUGGUUGAGAGUAAUUUAAAACAAAGAAAUGGGAUUUUUUUUUUUGGGGCCAAA